Messenger RNA from Verticillium nonalfalfae, 2577 nucleotides. RefSeq names its product Protein kinase (gene MPS1). The record is from RefSeq and is a predicted model, not a curated record. The transcript is spliced from 2 exons. Gene Ontology annotation, cellular component: nucleus; kinetochore; spindle. Bases 1 to 2577 code for a protein of 858 amino acids. Gene Ontology annotation, molecular function: protein serine/threonine/tyrosine kinase activity; ATP binding; protein serine/threonine kinase activity. NCBI's taxonomy places the organism in Eukaryota, Fungi, Ascomycota, Sordariomycetes, Glomerellales, Plectosphaerellaceae. Gene Ontology annotation, biological process: mitotic spindle assembly checkpoint signaling; peptidyl-serine phosphorylation; protein localization to kinetochore.
AUGGCGACCGCCUCUCCUACACCGAUGGGCAUGUCCCAGGGCUCUGGGCUCGUUCGGAGAACAUCACAACGUCAAGCUCUUCGACGCCCUGCAUCACGACCUGUCCUUGGUCGUACCGAAUCCAACCCCGUGGCCUCAGCUGGGACAACCGCGUCGAAAAAGGAGGCCCAAAACUACACGCUCAACGACAGCUCCGACGACGAGAUUCCAGUGCCCAUGAAACUGAGUGCUCUCACCAAAGCACUUCUCGGCGGCCCUCCCGAACAGCAAGCAGCCUCCCCGCCACGAACGCGACGCCGCGUCAGCAACCUCGCGGCAUCCUUCUCUUCUGCCACAGAGGAGCGCCGACAUUUACGAUCGGGGAGUGUUCACGCGUAUGAAUCAAAGUCGUCACUGCCAACUUCACCACACAGAAGCAAAGAAAGCAAAGAAAACAGUCCCGUUCGUAAACGGGUCAUCAGACUCAGCAACACUCCGAAAAGCCUCGGUCAAUUGUCCCAACCCAAGCGACGGUCGACCUCCCUCUCCCGCUCUACACAGCGCAGCCGAACGUCCAGCCGGCCCGAAAGCCGCGAUCAAUCAUCCGACGAGAAGCAAGCGGAGCCCCAGCAGGACGUGAACACUCCGGCUCAGGGCAUUCGCGUUGUCCGAAUUGCUGCUGGAUCUUCCGGCAACAGGGGUAGAGUCAACAGCGCUUCGGCUCAUUUGCGACGAUCAGGAUCGCAUAUGGAUGCAGACUACCCGGAAGAACCGGCUACCAUUAGUCGGAAUGGUGGCGCUUCAAAUCAAGGCAGCGAAUCGCGACAGGCCUCAAAUGGCUCGAGAGCUUCCAGGCCCGAGGACAAUCUUGCUCUUCAAAGCUCGAUGAGGGUCAAGCGUGUCGGCAAGGUUCCGGGCAGCUUUCUCAGUGGCCCUGCUCGACGCGGACGGAGGAGACAGAGCGAGGAGGAGGCUGAGGCAAAUGGAGAAGGUGAAGGUCUGAUUGCCAGCCACGACCUCGAUCAAGAGCAAGCAGAAAUGGAUCAAGAGCCGGCAGCUUCGUUUUACGGCAACGGCCGUGAAUCUGGCAGCCCUGCUCCGCUGAGCAACUCAGCAAGGGCUUCGCAUCGCAGGCAUGCGUCGCAGGCGGACCUUUUGGAAUCUGCUGCUAGGCCAACGCCCCGCGAGAGAAACGGCCACAAGCUUGAAGGACUCCCUGCGAGGCUCCCGGCGCCCCGCCCCGAGAUUCCUUCGGGCCAGGAGAACGAGGCGCCUCCAACUUUCAAGCGGUCCAAGCCUGCUGUCCACGUCGCCCCGGAGAAGGAGCUAGACAUUCCUAAGCGACCUGCGAGCGCCGACGUUGGUAGCGGCCGUCCUGCUGCCUCUCCAGAGAGGAAGCCCCUGGCUGCGCUAGGCGGAAACACACCUCAUCGUCCAGCACCUCCGCCUCCUCCACCCAAGAUGACCGUCCUCCAGGCUGCCACAACGUCCGCUGGUGCGGCAACUACAUCACAUGGCAAGCAGAGGCGCAAUAUCCUCCGUGUCAAUGGCAAGUCGUACACGCGGCUCGACUGUGUGGGACGAGGUGGCAGCGCCAAGGUGUACCGCGUCACUGCGGAGAACGGUGCUAUUUUCGCUCUGAAGCGUGUUUCUUUGGAGCAGGCGGACGAGAUGGCCAUACGAGGCUUCAAGGGCGAGAUCGAUCUUCUCAACAAGCUCAAGCCUGUUGAUCGAGUCAUCAGCCUCUUCGACUACGAGAUGAACGACGAGAAAAGGUCGUUGACUUUGCUCAUGGAAUACGGCGAGCUAGAUCUCAAUUCUCUUCUGAGAAGUCGACAGAAUCCCGAGACCGCCAGGUUCGAUCCAGUCUUUGUCCGAUAUUACUGGAAAGAGAUGCUCGAGUGUCUCCUAGCGGUUCACCAAUACGAUGUCGUACAUUCAGAUCUGAAGCCGGCGAACUUCGUCCUCGUCAAGGGCUGCCUGAAACUUAUCGACUUUGGUAUCGCCAACGCCAUCCAAACUGAUGAAACGGUCAACGUCCACCGCGAAACCCAGAUCGGAACGCCAAACUACAUGUCGCCAGAGUCUUUAAUGGACUUCAACGCUUCUCAUGGCGGACGUGCUGCUGGCCGACCCAAAUUGAUGAAGCUCGGAAAGCCCAGCGAUGUUUGGUCUCUGGGUUGCAUUCUUUACCAGCUAGUCUACGGCAUACCUCCAUUCGGUCAUAUCGCGAACCACCUAUCGCGCUGCCAGGCCAUCAUUGAUUGGGACCACGCCAUCGAGUUUCCCAGCCGUGCUGUGGGUGGUGUUCUGGUUCCCCCAUCGCUCCUCCGUACAAUGAAGCGGUGCCUCAACCGGGAAGUUCAUCUGCGCCCAACAUGCGAAGAACUUCUGCAUGAGACGGAUCCUUUCUUGUAUCCGGUCGAGCUUCACGACAAGGCACUCCCGAUCGACGAGGAACUGCUUGGUAGAAUCAUUCAGAGCGUCGUCACAAGGUGCCGCGAGCGCAUGCCCACCGAGGCAGAAGCCAGGUCCGUCUGGCCAGGGGCCUAUUGGCAAAGUGUCAAGAAGGCGACCGACAAUAGCAGCAAGUCAUGA